AUGCAACAGUGCGGCAAGGAUGAGUUCAACCCACGUUCUUAUGAACAUUUAUUGAAAGUAGUGGAAUCGAUCAGAUCGCAAGUAAAUCUCAAGGAGAAGCCAAAAAUUGGCAUCAUUUGCGGUUCUGGAUUAGGCAGCAUUGGAGAAUUUGCGGGCCACAAAGGUAACUUGGUGUUUGGUUAUUUGAGAGGGAAAUAUGUGGUGUGUAUACAAGGGCGCUUUCAUCCAUAUGAGCACUCAAUGGAUCUGGCACUGGUUGGUUAA
Messenger RNA from Gongylonema pulchrum, 264 nucleotides. The record is from the annotation of a GenBank genome assembly. Lineage: Eukaryota; Metazoa; Nematoda; Chromadorea; Rhabditida; Gongylonematidae.